This is a messenger RNA of Ailuropoda melanoleuca (giant panda), 1423 nucleotides long. RefSeq names its product egl-9 family hypoxia inducible factor 1 (gene EGLN1). Lineage: Eukaryota; Metazoa; Chordata; Mammalia; Carnivora; Ursidae. The annotation marks the transcript as partial. Gene Ontology annotation, molecular function: L-ascorbic acid binding; peptidyl-proline 4-dioxygenase activity; ferrous iron binding. Gene Ontology annotation, biological process: cellular response to hypoxia; peptidyl-proline hydroxylation to 4-hydroxy-L-proline. The transcript has 5 exons. The record is from RefSeq and is a predicted model, not a curated record. Gene Ontology annotation, cellular component: cytoplasm; nucleus.
GGUCCGAACCCCGCGGCGGCCGCAUCCCCGCCUCGCGCGGCUGCCGGCGGCCAGGGCCAGGCGGCGGCGGCCGAGGCGGAGCCCGCGAGGGAGGAGGACCCGGAGAAGACGAACCUGUGCCCGCCGAGCAGCACGCCGGGCGAGGGGCUGAGCCACGGCGGCGGCCUGCGGCCCAACGGGCAGACGAAGCCGUUGCCGGCGCUGAAGCUGGCGCUGGAGUACAUCGUGCCGUGCAUGAACAAGCACGGCAUCUGCGUGGUGGACGACUUCCUGGGCAAGGAGACCGGGCAGCAGAUCGGCGACGAGGUGCGCGCUCUGCACGACACCGGCAAGUUCACGGACGGCCAGCUGGUCAGCCAGAAGAGCGACUCGUCCAAGGACAUUCGAGGCGAUAAGAUCACCUGGAUCGAAGGCAAGGAGCCGGGCUGCGAAACCAUCGGGCUGCUCAUGAGCAGCAUGGACGACCUGAUCCGCCACUGUAACGGGAAGCUGGGCAACUACAAAAUCAAUGGCCGGACGAAAGCCAUGGUUGCUUGUUAUCCAGGCAAUGGAACGGGUUAUGUACGUCAUGUUGAUAAUCCAAAUGGAGAUGGAAGAUGUGUGACGUGUAUAUAUUAUCUUAAUAAAGACUGGGAUGCCAAGGUAAGUGGAGGUAUACUUCGAAUUUUUCCAGAAGGCAAAGCCCAGUUUGCUGACAUUGAACCCAAAUUUGAUAGACUGCUGUUUUUCUGGUCUGACCGUCGCAACCCUCAUGAAGUACAACCAGCAUAUUCUACAAGGUACGCAAUAACUGUUUGGUAUUUUGAUGCAGAUGAGAGAGCACGAGCUAAAGUAAAAUAUCUAACAGGUGAAAAAGGUGUGAGGGUUGAACUCAAGCCUUCUGAUUCCAUCAGUAAAGACGUCUUAUAGAGCCUUUGAUCCAGCAAUACCCCACUUCACCUACAAUAAUUGUUGACGCUGUUUGUUAACUUGUGAAUACGAAUAAAUGGGAUAAAGAAACAUAGACAACCAGUUGGCAUUUUAAUAAGGAAACUGAAACAACUUUGUCGUGUUGCACCAGAAAGAAGAUUUUGACUGUGUGACUUUGUACUGCAUGAUUGACUCCACGCCUGUGAUUGCUCAUGGGAAGAAUAUAAGCUACCAGCUGAAAAUGGGGUUGACAUCUGGACAUGAAAUAAGUGCCCUAGGUAGAAGUUUUUCAUUCUUAUAUUUUGUCAGAGCUGUCAUCUAGAUGAGUUCAUUUCAUCUCUCCCUUUUUUAUAUGGUCAAGUUUGAAUUUGAAGUAAUUUUUGUAUGAUCAGGUACAAUACAUCAAAACUGAAUCGAGAAAAAAAUUACAGUAUUACUCCCCCAAAUAGCAUCAAUCUAUUUUUGUAAACUUCUUCAUACUAUUAAAUUUUGCCCUAAAAAAGACCUCUUAUUA